Prorocentrum cordatum is the source of this 1889-nucleotide messenger RNA. NCBI's taxonomy places the organism in Eukaryota, Dinophyceae, Prorocentrales, Prorocentraceae. The record is from the annotation of a GenBank genome assembly.
UUGGCUCAACCGCUUCAGAUUGCAGAGUGCGCGAGCCCUCCUGUUCCAGGGGGCCAUGGAUACCGCCCCCCAGAAUUUCUCGGCGGAUGGCUCUCGCCGCACCGCGGUUGCGCUCUCAUGCGCCGUCUGGUACGUGCUCGGCGUCUCUUUGCUGGUGGUCCGCGUGGCGAGUCUGUCGAGGCGCAGCUCAGCUCCAUUCUCGCUGGGCCGCCGCUUGGGCCAUUUGGCCAGGGUGUGCAGGCGCUCCCUCAUACAUAAUGCUUCCGUCGCGAAGGAGCUACAGGAAAGAAGGCUGACUCGCGCCCAUGGCUGGAUUGAAUAUGGCGUCUUCGCCGCCUUGGUUGUUAUAGUGGUGAUCUCCAUACGGAUUGUGCAGCCAUCCCCUCGCUUCCACUCCUCCGUGCAGGACGUCUCCGUUCUGGUGCCCUGCUUCGUAGUUCUCUUUCUUGCGGCAUUCCCGGCCAUGGUGACUCUAACUACUUUGGACGUAUGGUCCUCUAUAAUUGCAGCGUGCAUCGUGAUGUGGAUGUCGCCAUUCGCGCUAGAACAACAGCAUGCGGCCCCGUCCGCCCUGCUGCCAUUUUCAUCCAUGAUGCUGGUCAGCAUGUUCAACCUGAACUUGCGGCUGAAUCUCCUGUGGGUCUGUGCAUUGACCGUAUCGGCCUGCAGUUCGAUCCUGUUCGGCUAUGAGCACCCGCUCAGGGGCCGCGAGGGCUGCGCCAGCGGCCUGUCGCCCUCCCAAAACGGGACGCACAUUGUCAUGUCGGGCAUGAUUGUGGCAGGUAGUGUCAUAUGCAUUCACAGGUUCAUCUGCUUGGCCGCGCAGUACGAGAUUGAGGCCUGCAUCUCAAGGAACGAGCUGCAGGCUGCUCACUCGGUGCUGCGGGCUGUCUGCGAUGUGGUGGUGGAGCUCGACAGCAAUCUCUGCUUGCAGGUCGAGUCUCCCAGUCUCGUCGAUAUGCUCUUGCUGAACUCGCAGCGGUCCCUCUUGGGCAAGGACGUGAGGUCGUUCCUGGCAUCUCCGCAGGACCGCCAGAAGUUCACCGAGCAGUUGAGCCUAGCCGUCUUGGACGACGCGGGACGCUGCGCGGCCUUCCACGUUUGCAUGAAGGACGGCUCCGGCAUAGCGCUUGUCGUCGAGGUGUUCUCCAUGAGAUUUGUGACUCGGGGCGCGCAAGCGGCGUAUUUCGUCGGCAUCCGUGAGUUUACCGACAGCGCCCCGAUGUUCACCAAGGGUAGUGCGGCGGAGGUGAUCGAUGGCGACAGACAGGACGGCUACGCCCCAGUGGUGGGUUCCCCACCCCCAGCCACGCUGGCAGAUGGGUCUUCUCAAGAUUCGUCGGACGUGGACCCCGACGCUCCCGCGGGGGACGUGGAGUUCCUAAUCAAGGCGGAGGCCGUGGGCUGGAUCGACGUCCUUACCCCGGGCUACACUGUGAGGCACACCACCCCCGCAUUCGCUCAACUCUUGCAAGCCGGCAGCGAGCUUCUGGUCGCGCUGAAGCUGAAGCCAGCCCAGCGGGUAGAUUUCAUCGAGUGGGUGCAGGGGGCAUAUCUCGACCACCUGCAGGAGGGAUCCGGCCCUGUCCACAGGCGAUACGGCGAGCGGCUCCAAAUCAGGUGCUCCGCCCCCGCGGCCGCACGCGGGAUGCGCCCGCAGCGGGCGCCGCCAAUCUCGGCCCUCCUGACGCUGGACCUGACACCACCCCCUGGCGAGCAGCCCCACGGCAAUGGCGUCGUGCGCAUCGUGCUCCAGGACCUCCGCGCGCGGAGCCCGGCGCGCCCGCCGAGGCGGGGCACCCCGCCGGUCGCGCCCCGGACCGGCCUGGGCCGCCCGCGGGAGGGCCCGCGGCCCGCGGGCCGCGGGGCCCGCGGGGGCCGCGGCCGAG